GUUUUACUAACCCUUGGAAGCCAAGCCCAUCCUGGAGUAUUGAAAUGCAGGGUUACUUAUCUCCCUUAGUGAUAUAGCUGGGCUGCUUGACAAGGAUUGAGAUAGUCAAGAGAAACUUUAUGUUAAGUCUUCUGCUAGUGAAACUCAGAGACGCACCUGCAGGCUUGAACAUUGUGGCCUGCUGUUUUUUUGAUCUUGAGAGGGAAUAAGAAGACAUCAGAUAUUAGACCACAGUCCGAACAAUUUGUUAGAAGAUGUAGAGCCUGAAUCGUCUCAAUGGAACCAGCUUCAUGUGAUAUUGAUUCUUUCCGUAACCUGCAUUUGGAAAUGUGGUGGAACUGAAAAGUGCAGAGACCAGCAAAUUACUUGUGGAGUUAUUUAUCAAAAAUGUCCCACACUGUGACUUUCACCUUUCAGGACCUUGAGAAUGGAGACCCUGCCAGCCAAGACCUAAGUCCAUAUGAUGAAGGGGCCGUGCAUGAUUCCUUCCACCAGCUAAUUAAGGAGCAGAGCAGUUUGGCUGAGCAAGAGUUGGUAGAGAUGCAAGAUCUGACUAAGAGGAGCAAAGAAAACCUGGUUCAUUCCUCAAAUCCGACUGGAACUUGGAACCCAAAUGCACAGCUGGUUGAGCACCCUGACUUCUCUUCCACCACACUGCGCAUCCUUGCGAAUAUGCCCAGCCGGACUAUUGGACGCAGCAGAGGAGCCAUCCUGUCCCAGUAUUGCAACCGCACUGCCAGACGACGGCGUCGGAGCAGCCGUGCUCCUCUCCAGGAAGUAUCCCGUUCUGCACGGCCUAGUUUUCGACAGAUAUCUCUAGAGUUGGAUUCCAGUUACAGAGAAGAAGACCCCAAGUAUAUUUUGCUGGUCAAAGAACUCCAGAACCUGCCAGUACAUCAACGCAAUCACAUGCUGCAGAUGAUGCCGCUAAGCUUGGCUGAGAAGCGCAGACUCAGACAGGAUUCAAGUGGGCAUUCAGGCACCUUGAGGAAACCCAAGCCAACGGGUCGCUUGUCUUACUGCAGCUGGAUUAAAUACCACAUCCUCAUAGGCUUCCGGAAUUUUUGGUACAAUCUGCUGUCCUUCGUUCCUAUUCUCCAGCCCUGGCAUUAUUCCCUCAAGGAGAUCAGUGGCCGCUUUGGCUCUAGCAUCCUCUCCUAUUUCCUAUUCCUCAGGACAUUGCUCUUCUUCAAUCUCUUUAUGUUCCUCAUCCUGCUGGUCUUUGUAGUUGUUGUGCAGGCUGCUUUCCCUUCUGCCAUACCCAACAGCGUGGCUUUCACAGGAUCGGAUCUCUUAACUGGAGCAGGCUACUUCAGUCACACUCUGAUGUAUUAUGGUUACUACAGUAAUUUCACACUGAAUGCCCCUGAUGCUUCUGAGGCUAAUAGCACCCAUUACAGGCAACACACGCACAGCCAGAUGUCCUACAAUAUGCCUUUGGCUUACCUCUUUGUUACUGGAAGCGCCUUCUUUGGAAUCUGCUUUCUCUUGAUCUACAGCGUGUCUCACUCCUUUGGGGAAAGUUACCGUGUAGGCAGUGCAUCAAGUAACCUGGCAGUCAAAGUCUUCUGUUCCUGGGAUUACAAAGUGACUCAGAAACGCUCAGUCCAACUCCAGAGUGAGAACAUUCGCACCCAUCUGAAGGAGUGUCUGGCUGAGCAGAGGCUGGAAUCCUGUUUAAGCUUUUCUAAGAAACUGCAGGAACUCGUAAUCUUGCUGGUGGCCUGGACUGUAUCCCUGAGCACUGUUGCAGGCACUGCCAUUGGUAUAUACUACUUUUCUGAAUACGUACACAAGGUUCUGCAUGAAGAGUUUUUGAAAAACAGCCAUGCUGGGAAAGAAUUGUUGCUCCUGGCCCUGCCUCUGGUUGUGUCUCUCAUUAACUUGCUUAUGCCAUAUUUGUACAACUUCCUGGCUGCGUGGGAGAAACAGGAAUCUCCAGUCCUGAAGGUGUACGUUGCCAUUAGCAGGAAUUUAAUUCUCAAAAUGGUCAUCUUGGGCCUGCUGUCCUACCGUUGGCUAAGUUGGAAAGUGACAUCUUCAGAGAUUCAGUGCUGGGAAACCUUUGUGGGGCAGGAGCUGUACCGUUUGAUGAUGAUGGAUUUGAUUUUCAUUCUCCUGGAUGUCAUCUUUGGAGAGCUGAUAUGGAGGAUCAUAUUGGAAAAGAAGUUGCAAAGUAAACAGAGGCCUGAAUUUGACAUUGCUAGAAAUGUGCUAGAUUUGAUUUAUGGACAAACCCUAACUUGGCUUGGCGUCUUCUUUGCCCCACUUCUUCCUGUGGUCCAAAUCCUCAAAUUGCUCCUGUUGUUCUAUGUUAAGAAGGUCAGCUUGAUGAGAAAUUGUCAAUGUCCCAGUAAACCCUGGCGUGCAUCUCACAUGAGCACCAUCUUCAUCUCUUUGCUAUGCUUCCCUUCAUUCCUGGGUGCCUCCAUAUUCCUCUCCUAUACUAUCUGGGCAAUAAAACCAUCAGAAAUGUGUGGACCUUUUCAAACUUUUGAUACCAUCUAUGAUUCUUGGAAGGUAUGGGUACUAAAACUGGAAGAAUCCAAUCCAAAUAUCACUUGGUUUACCUGGAUCCAUCAAAACCUCUUCCAAACUUCCUAUUUCCUGUUGCUAAUCAUUGCAAUGUUGAUUGCUGUGAUCUACUUCACCAUUGAGAUGAUAAAGGGUCUACGGAGUAUCAUUUCAAUACUAAAGAGCCAGAUUGCCAAUGAAAGAGAAGACAAGAAGUUUCUCAUUCAAAGACUUCAUAUUAUAUAUGAAAAAUGAAAGUACAACAGGGUGAAAAUGAGAUCCAUUUUCCCUUAGCAUCUUUACCAGUGAAUGUACCAAGUGAACCUUUCGCUGAAGGAUUUCUUAGGAAAAGGAAAAUAGAUAUGGGACUAUCCAGAAAAGGUUUGAUGAACAUGUUCAUGCUGCUAAAGACAUCUGACGUUGACUCCCUUCACUUCCUGUAUGUGAAUGUCAUCUACCUUUAGUUGAAGAAGUUAUAUUCUGUUUGCUGGCCAUUCCAGUUUGUCUUCAGCCAAAUGGUAACCUUACCUGAACCAGACUAAGAGCUUCCAGACUUCCUGAAGAUUUUUACAGACAAUUUUUAUAACAGAGAAGUCAGAUUUAUAUUUUAUAAUGAGCAAUGGUCUAAGUACUUUGUUUUGCCAGGAUUAUGAAAUCUGUGACCUCACAUGGAAAGUGUAGAGUUACUGGAAAGAAAUCUUUCUUACACAGGACAUCAUGGCUUAAUAUUAUUAAAAAUGACUGUCUUUAAAAA
Messenger RNA from Notechis scutatus (mainland tiger snake), 3268 nucleotides. Lineage: Eukaryota; Metazoa; Chordata; Lepidosauria; Squamata; Elapidae. The record is from RefSeq and is a predicted model, not a curated record.